AUGACUUAUUGGAUCAACUUUCUUCUCUUCCUUGUUCUCCAACUGUGCUUUUUGAGUGCUGCAACAACAAAUGAGCAUGAUGACCAUCCUUUACCCACUGUUCACGUCAUCAAUGCCUUGCCUAAGAGCUCAAAAGCAAUGAAUGUCAGGUGCUCAUCCAACAAUAUUGAUAUCGGAGAGCAGUCACUUGUCAAUGGUGAAGUCUACAAAUGGAGGGUGUCACAGAGGAAGCUACACUACUGUGUAGCUAUCUGGGAAAGAUUUUUUGCAUCCUGGCAUGCAUUUCAACCUCGUAGAGAUGGGGAUCAUGAAACUCUGUUUUGGAUGGUGGAAGAAGAUGGGUUCUUUAUUAGUUGGGAUAAAGCCAACUGGGUGAGAAAAUACAGAUGGGAAACUGAGUGA
This is a messenger RNA of Populus euphratica (Euphrates poplar), 402 nucleotides long. RefSeq lists its product as uncharacterized. The record is from RefSeq and is a predicted model, not a curated record. The transcript has a single exon. The coding region runs from base 1 to 402 and encodes 133 amino acids. NCBI's taxonomy places the organism in Eukaryota, Viridiplantae, Streptophyta, Magnoliopsida, Malpighiales, Salicaceae.